UUUAGACUCCAGGAACCAUCUUCUCCGAUGGAUCUGAGUUACAUGAAGCGUAUAAAAUUUUAUUUCACACUGUUGGGAGCUUGGCCCUAUAAAGAGCUCUAUGAAACGUAUAAGGAAAAACCGAGAAAAAUCCCCUUAAGGAAUUACAAGACCCUGUUCGUGUUAUGGAUUGGAGUACUUUUGAGUGGUGUACUGUAUUUGAAAAGUCAUAUAAGAAAACUCAGUUUCUUCGAACUCGGUCAUAGUUACAUAACGGUGUUUAUGAAUUUUAUUGCCGUGCAACGAGUCAGCACGCCGAUCAUGAAGUCAUAUCGCAGAACUGUUGUAGAUUUCGUCCUGAAAUUGCAUCUUUUUCAUCACAAACACAAAUCAGAAUACGCCAUGAAGGUUUAUCAGCAAGUUCACAGGAUAUCAUCAUUGUUUUCAAUUUUCCUCUACAUUCUUAUGUAUGUGGGUAACAUACUGUUCCAACUAAUGCCACUCUACAACAACAUUCAAUCAGGGGCAUUCAAAGCAACUUCACAUAGUAUAGAAAACGGAACUCGCUAUGAACACUCAGUAUAUCACUAUACACCAUUUGAAUAUCACAAUUUUGGAUACUCAGUUAUUUUUAUAAUUAAUUGGAUUCUUGUAUUUGAUUGUUCCAUUACUUUUUGUACAUAUGACUCCUUGAUGACACUGAUUGUGUUCAACAUUUGGGGACAUUUGAAAAUAUUAAAAUACAAUUUGGAACAUUUUCCGAGACCCAGAGCACUGGGUGACACAAACUCUACGAAUUCAAUAAUGUAUACCGACGAGGAGUUAAAAAACGUUCAAGCGUUGUUGAAAGAGAAUAUUGCAUACCAUAUAAUGGUUACUCGAUUUAUGUCCCAGGCUUCGAAAGCUUUUGGUCCGAUCAUGUGUUUUUAUUACUUGUUUGACCAAGUCAGUGGAUGCAUUCUACUGUUGGAAUUAUCAGCAAUGGACAUGGAAGCAAUUGUAAGUUAUGGUAUUCUAACAGCUAUUCUCUUACAACAACUGGUACAAAUAUCUGCUAUAUUUGAAAUCAUCGGAUCGCAGAGCGAAACGUUAAAAAAUACCAUUUACAAUUUACCUUGGGAGUAUAUGGAUGUAGAAAAUAGAAAAAUUGUAUUGAUAUUCCUGAACAAUUCUCAAAAACCGAUAACAUUAAAAGCCAUGGGAAUGAUUUAUGUUGGAGUUCAAACAAUGGCGACUAUUAUGAAAACGUCAGUAUCGUAUUUCAUCAUGCUUCGCACUUUUGCUGAAAAAUAA
Messenger RNA from Vanessa atalanta (red admiral), 1272 nucleotides. RefSeq lists its product as uncharacterized. Gene Ontology annotation, cellular component: plasma membrane. The coding region runs from base 28 to 1272 and encodes 414 amino acids. Gene Ontology annotation, biological process: detection of chemical stimulus involved in sensory perception of smell; sensory perception of smell. The transcript is spliced from 7 exons. NCBI's taxonomy places the organism in Eukaryota, Metazoa, Arthropoda, Insecta, Lepidoptera, Nymphalidae. The record is from RefSeq and is a predicted model, not a curated record. Gene Ontology annotation, molecular function: odorant binding; olfactory receptor activity.